This is a messenger RNA of Camarhynchus parvulus, 3753 nucleotides long. RefSeq names its product ankyrin repeat and kinase domain containing 1 (gene ANKK1). Gene Ontology annotation, biological process: protein phosphorylation. Gene Ontology annotation, molecular function: protein binding; protein kinase activity; ATP binding. The record is from RefSeq and is a predicted model, not a curated record. Lineage: Eukaryota; Metazoa; Chordata; Aves; Passeriformes; Thraupidae.
AUGUCCCACCCUUUGGACAAGGUGUCCCAUCUUCUGGAGAACAUAUCUCACCCUCUGGAGAACCUGUCCCAACCUCUGGAGAUGUCCCACCCUCAGAAGAAUGUAUCCCAGCCUUUGGAGGAGAUGUUCCACUCUCAGGAGAACCUAUCCCACCCUCUGGACAAGGUGUCCCACCUUCUGGAGAAUGUAUCCCACCCUUUGGAGGAGAUGUCCCAUCCUCUGGAGAUGUCCCACCCUCAGAAGAAUGUAUACCAGCCUUUGGAGAUAUUCCACCCUCUGGAGGAGAUGUUCCACGCUCUGGAGGUGUCCCACCCUCUGGAGAACAUAUCUCACUCUCUGGAGAAUAUGUCCCACCCUCUGGAAGAGAUAUUCCACCCUCAGGAGAAUGUAUCCCACCCUCUGGAGGUGUCCCACCAUCUGGAGAACAUAUCCCACCCUCUGGAGGAGAUGUUCCACGCUCUGGAGGUGUCCCACCCUCUGGAGAACGUAUCCCACCAUGUGGAGGAGAUGUUCCACCCUCUGGAGGAGACAUUCCACCCUCUGGACAAGGUGUCCCCCGCUCUGGAAGAGAGCCCCCGGGCCGGGAGCGGCGCUCGGACCGCGCCGGGACAGCCCGGGCUGGGGGCUGCGGGCACGGCCCCGGGGCUGCUGCCGGGCACGGAGCGGGCGGAGGAGGAGGAGGGCUGGACCAGGGAGGUGACGGACGGAGCAGCUGAAGCCCUGGGGACAGCGGUGACCCCGGAGCCCGGAGCGCUGCGGAGCGAGUGGCACCAGAACAGGGGGCUGCGCUCGGAUGUCACCGCGCUGGACGGGCUCGCCAUCGUGAGCGAUUCCUGCGGUGUCGGGAACCACUCGGUGCGGCUGAGCCUGAGCCCCGCAGCCGCCGCGGAGCCGCGCUCGGAGCAGCCCCACGACACCUUCGUGGCUCUGGUGGCCCUGCAGAGCGACAGCAGCCGGGCCCUGCUGCAGCUGCACUCGUGCUGCGUGACCCCCUCGGCCAGCCCCGGGGCUGCGGGGGCUCACUGCUGCCUCUUCCGCAGGCUGCCCUUGGAGUGCAGACACAUCCAGCUGCUGGAGGGCGGCAGCUCCAGGGCCACCAGCUUCUCCAUCCAGCUGUUCCAGAUGCUGAACCACUCCGUGGCCUACCUGCACUGCGAGCUGAGGGUCUGCCUGCCAGGCCAGCCAGGGUGUGAGCAGGACUGCUUGGAAAGUGUGGAGCCCCUUGCCCAGCCCAGUGACAGGACCAGCCAUGGAAACCUGCACAGGCUGGUCUCCCUCGGGCCCGUCUGGAGGAUGAACAACAGGUUUCUGUACAAGCCAGAGGAAGGAUUCGCCCACCCAGUGCUGGAUGUGAGAGAGCACAGCCACACUGCCAGCCUGGAGCUGAGCCUGAGUGAAAAGCAGAAUAUCAGAGCCAGCUGUGCCAUGGGCACGGAGCAGGGGGGGCUGGGCAGCCUGACCGUGUUCAGCAAGGAGGAUUUCGAGGAUGAGUGGCUGCGAGUGGCCAGCGGGGGCUUUGGCCACGUGUACCAGGUGAAGCACAGGAGAUGGAGGACGGUCUAUGCCGUGAAGUGCUCCCCGUACCUGCUGCAGGAUUCCAGCAUGGACAGGACCAGCAUGAACUGUCUAAUGGAGGAGGCCAGCAAGAUGGAGAAAAUCAAAUUCCAGCACAUUGUCACCAUCUACGGGGUGUGCAACAGCCCCCUUGGGAUAGUGAUGGAAUACAUGGCCAGGGGCUCCUUGGAGAGAAUCCUCCCCACCCACAGAAUGUCCUGGCAGCUGAAAUUCAGGGUGAUCCAUGAGAUGGGCUUGGCCAUGAAUUUCCUGCACAGCAUGAGCCCUCCCCUGCUGCACUUAGAUCUGAAGCCAGGGAAUGUCCUCCUGGAUGGGAACAUGCACGUCAAGAUCUCUGACUUUGGGCUGUCCAAGUGGAUGGAGCAGUCCAGCAGGAUGCAGUACAUCGAGAGCUCAGCUCUGAGGGGCACCCUGAGCUACAUCCCCCCCGAAAUGUUCCUGCAGAACAGCAAACCCCCGGGGAUCAAGUACGAUGUGUACAGCUUCAGCAUCGUCAUCUGGGAGGUGCUCAUGCAGAAAAAGCCUUACACAGGGGCCAACAUGAUGGCCAUCAUUGUGAAGGUGGCGGCGGGGAAGAGGCCAGGGCUGGAGCUCGUCAGGGACGACUGGCCCGGGGAGUGCCACCAGAUGGUGGACCUGAUGAAGAGGUGCUGGGACCAGGACCCCAAGCAAAGGCCCAGCUUUGCAGAUAUCCCUGUGGAGACCGACGUGCUGCUGGCUCUGAUCCAGAGCCUGGUGCAGGACCCAGAGAACGAGCGCCUGGUCAGGAAGAUGUCCCACAAACCGGCCAUCUCCAGGAGCCAGCAGGGUGACCGAGAGGAGUUCACCAGGAGUGGGGGAAAGGACCCGCAGGAGGUUCCUCUCCCACCUCCACAGGGGGAAGCGGGCAGCCCGGAGGAGCUGUGCCCCGAGGAGCUGGGCAGGGUGCAGGAGAACGGCCUGACCCCGCUGCACCUGCUGGUGCUGCAGGGCCACGCGGCCAAGGUGCGCUCGCUGCUGGGCCGCGGGGCGGGCGCCAACGUGGCUGCAGGCGGCGGCUGCACCCCGCUGCUGCUGGCCGUGCAGCGCCGGCUCCCCGACAUCUGCGCCCUCCUCGCCGAGCACGGCGCCGACGUGGACGCGGCCGACGAGGACGGCUGGAGCCCACUGCACUUUGCGGCCCAGCACGGCGAUGACCGCACGGCGCGGCUGCUGCUGGACCACCGGGCCCGCGCCGCCGCCCAGGAGCGCGACGGGUGGACCCCGCUGCACCUGGCGGCCCAGAACAACUUCGAGAACGUGGCGCGGGUGCUGCUGUCCCGCCAGGCCGACCCCAACGCGCAGGAAGUGGACGGCAAGACCGCCCUGCACGUGGCUGCGGGCUUCGGGCACGUGGGCCUGGUCAAGCUGCUGGCCAGCCAGGGGGCCGACCUGGAGAGGAAGCAGAAGAACCUCAGGACACCGCUGCACGUGGCCGUGGAGAGGGGCAAGUUCAGGGUGGUGCAGUACCUGCUGAAGAACGGCAUCUCCGUCAACAGCCUGGACCAGAACCACUACAGUGCCCUGCACCUGGCCGUGGUCAGGGGCAAGUACCUGAUCUGCGAGAAACUCAUCAAGUACGGGGCCAACGUGGAGCUGAGGACGGACAAAGGCUGGACCCCCCUGCACCUGGCUUCCUUCAAGGGGCACAUCGAGAUCAUCCGGCUGCUGAAGGGCAGCCGCGCCCGGCUGGACGCCAAGGGCGGCAUGGACUGGACACCGCUGCACCUGGCCACGCGCUACGGGGACGAGCCCGUGGUCAGCGAGCUGCUGCGCUGCGGGGCUGACCCCAACACGACCGAGAGGUCCCGCUGGGCCCCCCUGCACUUCGCCGUGCUCAGGGGCUCCUUCCUCAGCGUCAUCAACCUCCUGGAGUGCCGGGCCGACGUCAACGCCAGGAACAAGGUGGGCCGGACCCCGCUGCACCUGGCGGUGCUCAAGGGCAACGUGGCCAUCGUCAAGACCCUGCUGAAGGCGGGGGCCCUGCUGGACGUGGAGGACAUCACGGGGUGCACGGCCCUGCAGCUGGCCGUGAGGCAUCAGCGGGAGAACAUCAUCACCCUGCUCCAGGGCAAGGAGGCCUCAGGGAGCAAAGCUGGGAACAGGACUCUGAACGAGGUGAAGGUGCCCAGGCUUAUCCCAGGAAGGACAGAUCUGUAA